GUCAAGAAAAAUGUAUGAAACGUCUGAUAUUGUUGUCCCUCUUGAUAGACGGCUACCAUAUACCACACCAUGGCCAGAGGAAACCAGAGGGAUCUCGCUCGCGCGAAGAACUUGAAAAAGCAACAAGAGGCUAACAAGAAGAAGGAGACGGGCGAUCCAGCCAAGAGAAUGGAGACUCACGCUGAAAUCAUGAGACAAAAGCAAGCUGCUUCUGACGCCAGAAAAGCUGCCGAAGCUCUUACCGGCAAAAAGUAGAGGGUUAUCCCUGUCCACAAAUGUGGUAAAUGUUUUGGGCGACACGGUCCACUGAUGAACCAUUUGCCAAGCCCGUUUAGGUUGCGUGGUUUACAAGCAAGGUCGGUUAGUUAAUCUUCAGUGGUGAUCCGUUGGGUUCUAUCAUUUUAUAUAUCGGUUUUAUUCCAGGGGAUGCUUUCCCCGCGUUUCAACUGAAAAAUACGUUUGUUCUCCGAA
Messenger RNA from Babjeviella inositovora NRRL Y-12698, 471 nucleotides. RefSeq lists its product as uncharacterized. NCBI's taxonomy places the organism in Eukaryota, Fungi, Ascomycota, Pichiomycetes, Serinales. The transcript is spliced from 2 exons. The record is from RefSeq and is a predicted model, not a curated record. Bases 70 to 255 code for a protein of 61 amino acids.